AUGGCUCCGAAGCGCUCCAAGAAGGUAGUCGGCACUGUAGUGAAGACCACUAGGAAGCUCGUAAAGGAGACUGUCGAGGUCGACGUCGACAUAGUAGACGGCGAGGAGCAACAGAAGGUCCCUGAGAUAGUCGUGGUGGAGAAAGGCGACGUUGGAGUGCCAGUCGUUGUCGUCCUUCCCACUGUAAAAACCAGUAAAGAACAGGAAAAGAAGACUGAAGACAGAGAAGAAACUAAAGAGGACAAGACAGAGGAGAAGAAGAGGAAGAAGAGGAAGAAGAAAAGAGGGAUCAAUGUAGGUGUGGCAAGCAGCGGUUACAAGAGGUAUGUGUUCAGAGUGUUGAAGCAGGUGCAUCCAGGAAUGAGGGUGUCAGCGCAAGCUAUGUCGGUGCUUGAAGGGAUGAUGCGAGAUAUGUUCGAGAGGAUUGCAGAGGAGGCGGCGCAGCUGAACAAGUAUACCGGUAAGGUGACAUUAUCGUCGAAGGAGAUACAGGAUGCUGUGCGUCUCAUAAUGCCUGGUGAGCUCGGCAAGCACGCCAUUGCUGAGGGGGUGAAGGCUGUCACAACCUACAUGGAAAAAUGA
Messenger RNA from Dendrobium catenatum, 582 nucleotides. RefSeq names its product late histone H2B.L4-like. NCBI's taxonomy places the organism in Eukaryota, Viridiplantae, Streptophyta, Magnoliopsida, Asparagales, Orchidaceae. The record is from RefSeq and is a predicted model, not a curated record. Gene Ontology annotation, molecular function: DNA binding; structural constituent of chromatin; protein heterodimerization activity. Bases 1 to 582 code for a protein of 193 amino acids. Gene Ontology annotation, cellular component: nucleosome. The transcript has a single exon. Gene Ontology annotation, biological process: nucleosome assembly.